Trypanosoma theileri is the source of this 462-nucleotide messenger RNA. Its product is annotated as nucleoside diphosphate kinase. The record is from RefSeq and is a predicted model, not a curated record. Gene Ontology annotation, biological process: GTP biosynthetic process; CTP biosynthetic process; UTP biosynthetic process. Lineage: Eukaryota; Euglenozoa; Kinetoplastea; Trypanosomatida; Trypanosomatidae. Gene Ontology annotation, molecular function: nucleoside diphosphate kinase activity. The coding region runs from base 1 to 462 and encodes 153 amino acids. The transcript has a single exon.
AUGACAAGCGAACGCACUUUCAUUGCGGUGAAGCCUGACGGUGUUCAGCGGGGUCUGGUCGGAGAGAUCCUCCAGCGCUUCGAGCGUAAGGGAUACAAGUUGGUGGCGCUCAAGCUUCUGCAGCCAUCGGCUGAGCAGGCGCAGCAGCACUACAUUGACCUCGCGUCGAAGCCCUUCUACAAGGACCUCGUCGCUUAUUUCUCCUCCGGCCCCAUCGUCGGUAUGGUGUGGGAGGGCAAGGGCGUCGUCAAGGGCGGCCGCACACUCCUCGGCGCCACGAACCCCGCCGACUCCCUCCCGGGCACCAUCCGCGGCGACUUCGCCGUCGACGUGGGCCGUAACGUCUGCCACGGCUCUGACUCUGUCGAGAGCGCGCAGCGCGAGAUUGCGUUCUGGUUUAAGCAGGAGGAACUCGUUGCCUGGACAUCGCACUCCGCUAAGCAGAUCUACGAGUCCGCAUAA